Molecule: messenger RNA, 3240 nt
Organism: Beauveria bassiana ARSEF 2860
Lineage: Eukaryota; Fungi; Ascomycota; Sordariomycetes; Hypocreales; Cordycipitaceae
Product: DUF544 domain-containing protein
Exons: 1
Coding region: 1-3240 (1079 amino acids)
Biological process (GO): protein K48-linked deubiquitination
Cellular component (GO): cell periphery; cytosol
Molecular function (GO): cysteine-type carboxypeptidase activity; cysteine-type deubiquitinase activity; K48-linked deubiquitinase activity
Source: RefSeq, a predicted model, not a curated record
AUGGUGUCGGUUCAAACCUCCGGCGAAGGAGCGCCCGCCGGCCAACUGACCCAGCUCCCCCCACCAUCGACACAACCGCCCACGAACGAUGCCACGAACCCGUGGGCGGCCACCACACCAAACCAACACAGCCAACAGCACAGCUCUGAUGCCGCCGAGCUGCACCGUAAACCGGUUCCUCCCAGCGCGCUCCAGCCAGGGCUCGGCAGCAGCACCCCGCAGCCGCCCGUUCCGCAGAUCCAGCACCACCACGACAUGGGCCUCACCACGGCGAGCGGCGCCAAAGAAGACGACAGCAGCGACAAGCGACCCGCCGCGCCGAUGGAGCGCAUACCAAGCAUCCUGCGCCCCGGCGGCGGCAAGUCGUUCAGCUCAAACCCGUUUCGUAAUAAAACCGGCAUCGGCGCUGCUGCGGCCCUGACCCCGGCAGAGGCCAUGUCCACGAUGCGUCUCGACUCGACGACCAACGACCCUUGGAACUCCGCGAUUUACACACAGCCCACCGGGGCGACCAACAUCUCGCAAGACUCUCGCGUCCAGCAGCAGUCUGUGCCAUACUCCACGUUGCAGCCGACACCGUGGAGCUGGGCACGGCCCAUCGGGGCGACCAACGUCUCGCAAGACUCUCGCGUCCAACAGCAGGGCCUGUGGAGCAGGCAUGAUGCCGUAGAACUGGAUGCGACGUCGUCGUUGUACGUUCACCCGUCGGAAUCGCUGGGAGUGCCUACGCCCGAGGGGCAGUCUAUCUCGGGCGACGAAGCGCAGAAUAUAGUCAAGAGUCUGGCAGACCCGCAGGGUAAUUUGGUGAAGCCGGCCGACGAGUUUUCGCACAUUUUCGACGACCAGCACACGUGGAACGUCUUGGGACGCACGCCAGGAAUACAGAGGAGCGCGACGAUCAAGACAGCCGGGGAGGACUCGGACCAGGAUGACUGGAACAUUAUUGAAUCGGGAGCGUCGUCGAUCGCGGGUGAUGCGGAGGGGAUACCGGCGAGUGAUGUGCACAAGGCCAAGACGGAGGUCCCGAGACCGCUGAUACCUGGUAUGGGAGCACCGGCGGCCAGUGAUAUGUGCAAGGUAGAGACGGAGAUCCCGAGACCGUCGACUUCAGUUGCGAGUGCAUCGAAGGUUCCUCAUACUGAUACACCAGAGGCGCCGGCAGGCCCGCGCUCCUCGACCCCUUUUGUUGACGCAUUGUCUAUUCCUCAGGACGAAGCCAGAGCCGAAGAUGAACGGAAAGAACAUAAAAACGAGGUCUUAAGAGAUGCAGAAAUUGAACAUCUCGGGCAUCAAGCUACGAAAGAGACAAAGAUGGAAAUAAAUGAUACCCCAGAGAGGCCACCACUCCCUCCUACGCUACAUGAAUCACGAAACGAACAAAAUUCAGAAGAACUUCUCAUCGAGCCCAUCGGCUACGAACCGCCAGUGCAAGCCCCACAACCGCAUCACCCACCGCAAACUGGAGGCUUGUUACCCAAGCAGCAAGACGAGCGGCCUCCGUUGCCGCCACGGCAGACGGAGACAACGCAAAGGUGGUCUGCUUGGCGCCAACCUGUGGAUGGCGAGGCCGAGACGUACCAGAUCAAGAAAAUCCGCUGGAACGACCCUGCCUACAACAACGAUUCGCGCGUUUCUCCCAUCCUGGUGCAAAAUCAAAAUGGGCCCUGCCCGCUUGUUGCGCUUGUAAAUGCGCUCAGCCUGACUACACCACCAGACAUCUAUGAAAUUACUCUUGUACACAUUCUUUACUCGCGAGAACGAAUCUGCUUGAAUCUGCUGCUCGACGCCGUAUUGAACGAGCUCAUGUCGCCGCGCCGUACCUCAUACGAGGACGCACUCCCUGAUAUGAAUGAGCUGUACGGGUUCCUGCAAAGCUUGCAUACCGGCAUGAAUGUCAACCCACGCUUUAUCCCCACGCCAGAGCUAGUUGAGGCUUACAGGAGAAGCUCUUUGACCAACCUGGACCCCAAGGACCGAGAUACCCUGAUGCCGGGGACGUUUGAAAAUAGCCUGGAAAUGAAGCUUUAUGCGACUUUUUCAAUUCCGCUCAUCCAUGGCUGGUUGCCUGCAAAGUCGGACCCCGCAUAUGAUGCCUUUGAGCGACAAGCAGCAACGUACGAGGAUGCGCAAAAUCUGCUCUUUCGGGAAGAGGAGCUAGAGGCCAAGCUGGUGGAUUCGCAAAGCGGCUUGUCUGGCCAAGAGCAGCAAUUAUACCAAGACAUCAUGGCCAUCAAAAUGUUUAUGAUCGAGUCGGCAACGCAGCUUACCCCUUGGGGUAUCAAAGUCAUUAGCGAAGCGAUUCGCCCCGGAACGUUUGCCAUUCUCUUCCGCAACGAUCACUUUAGCACAUUGUACUGCCACCCAAUUACGAUGAAGCUACUGACGCUCGUGACCGACGCGGGGUACAGCUCCCACGAUGAAGUGGUGUGGGAAAUCCUCGAGGACGUCAACGGCGAACACUCUGCGCUGUACUCGGGCGACUUUCGACCUGUCGGCUCACCGUGCCACGGCAGCCCCAGCGCAGGACCGAGCCGAGGUAACUACGACACUAGCAGCGACUGGACGAGCGUGCAGAAUAAACGCCACGGUAAGAACCGCCAGGUAGAAUCAAACGACAUGAGCAUGUUUUACAUGUCGCCCGGCGCGAACCACGAGCUGGAGGACCACGACUUGGCGCUCGCGCUGCAGCUGCAGGAGGAAGAGGAGCAAAACCAGCGCGAGGAGCAGGAGCGUCAGCGUCAUGAAGCCCACCUCUCGGAACAGGUUCUCGAGCCGCAAGGGCGUCAGCGGUCGCCACACAUGCAGCGCGCCAUGCGUCGUCGCUCCAGCGCCGCCGCCAGACGACCGCCUCUGCCAUCGCGCGGCAGCUCCUCCAACAACGUCAACGGUCGUCGGCGGCGCAGCGGCGACGCACCGCCGCCGAAGCCCCCGCGGCCGCAGACGCAGAAUGUUCGGCCGCUAGUGCCUCCCGCCACGGCGACGGGGGGUAGCGGAGAGGCUCCGCCGUCGUAUGAGGCGGCGCAGCACGAUAGACGCUACGUGCCGGGACAGGGACGAGGAGGAGGCGGUCCAGCGCCGGGUGGUGGUGUUGGUGGUAGUCAUCCGAUGCAGGGACCACCGCUGCCGGGUGCUCAUGCGCCCGGACACGUGGGAAAUCAUAGACCGCCGGGAUUCCCGAUGGGAGGAAGGCUGAAUCAGGGUCCGGGCAGGGAUAGAAGUCGCGAGUGCGGAGUCAUGUAA